AUGCCGGACGAAGUAGUACGAGUAUUGGUAGCCUCCACCAAUCCAGUUAAGCUCGAGGCAGCUAGGAUUGGUCUGCAGCCCUAUGUGAAUGGGAGGUUGGUGGUCUCGGGUAUGACAACACCUAGUGGGGUAUCAGAUCAACCAUAUGGUGAUGAGGAGACUCUGCGUGGUGCGAGGAAUCGUUUGGCUGCGUUGUGUCGUGGAACCGAGAAGGCUGAUGUCUAUGUUGCGUUCGAAGGAGGUGUGUUCAAGACUGAGGAUGGACGACUACACGUAGCUGCCUGGGUAUGUGUGACAAUGCAUGGUCAUGACUACGUAUCGGAAGCAAGGACUGCCACUUUCCAGGUCCCACCACCAGUCCAACGGUUAAUGGAAGAGGAAGGGCUCGAGUUGGGCCAUGCUGAUGAUAAGGUAUUCGGCCGUGUCGACUCGGGCCGAUCAGAAGGGACUGUGGGUAUCCUUACCAGUGGACGCCUGUGCCGAGAUCGUUAUUAUGCUCAUGCUUUGGAGCUGGCGAUGAUACCUUUCGUCAACUCUCAUUUAUGGAAGCUGUCAGCGUCGUCUAAGAUCAUACCUAAUAAUCAUGCCUUGUGA
Messenger RNA from Perkinsus marinus ATCC 50983, 594 nucleotides. RefSeq lists its product as hypothetical. NCBI's taxonomy places the organism in Eukaryota, Perkinsozoa, Perkinsida, Perkinsidae. The record is from RefSeq and is a predicted model, not a curated record. Gene Ontology annotation, biological process: thiamine metabolic process. The transcript has 7 exons. Bases 1 to 594 code for a protein of 197 amino acids. Gene Ontology annotation, molecular function: ribonucleoside triphosphate phosphatase activity.